GUUCGCGAGCGCUGAGUCGGUCGUCCAACAGCCCGUGCCACGGGGCCCCUUCCUAGAAUCAAAUGUUUGCCAGGUCGAUCUCUUUGCGCCCUACCUCGUUGUCCAGCGGUAGCCGGCUCACUCGCUCGAUGUCAAACAAAUUACACCACCACCAUCUGCAUGACAGCCAUGUUUCAUGGGGAUGCAACCCCUGCUGGUGCUUGGGCGUGCCGUCGACCGGGCGCGGCGCCUGCGGUCCGGUCGCUGACCGCCCUCUCACCCCUCCUAUUUCAGCUGCUGCUGCUGUCAUGGCUGCUGCUUCUUGAGGCGCCGGACGCAAUGGCACAAGAAGAGCGACAAGGCAGGACGGAAGAGGGGCGGCAGAAGUGGCCGUCCACGCCUUCGGCAUCGCAGUCGCCACUGCCGCAGCAGGAGGACGGGCAGCAUCAGGUGCCAAGGACCGCUCCUCCGUCAUCUGCGGGCCAGCAGACUACUGCCAGCCAUUCGUCAUCUGCAGCAGCGCUGGCGGCGUUGGAAGGCGUCCAGGCACUGCUCGAGGCAGCAAUGGCAGCAGUGCGCGCUGAAGGCGCCGGCGGAAGCGGUAGCGGCAGUAGCAGCCGCGCAGACGGUGGCGGCAGUACUGACGGCAGUGCCGGGGGUGGCGGCAGCAGCAGCAGAGACGGCAGCGGCGGAGGCGGUGACCCCAGCGGUGGAAGCAGGCGUGAUGAGCCACCUGCGCGCCAUCCUCCUUCCGGCCGGCGCCCGCCACCAGCUGGGUCUCGUGCGGAUGGUCGCAGCAGCGGCGCCGGCGAAAGUGCAAGCACGACUGGCGGCAGCGGCAUUGUGGUUAACAACAUACACAUCUCGCUGCCAGUCACCAUUACCACAACUAACAACAAUUACGCACUGCCGCCGCCGCCGCCGGCCAACCCGCCACCUGCUGCACCACAGCCCGGUGGCUCCAGCACUACGGCAGCAGGCGCCUUCUCAGGCACCGGCCUGCGCAAUUCAGGGAUGCUGCCGCCGCUGCUAGGGACCCUGGGAGCUGGUAUCGGCGGCGCCAGUGGAAAGCUGUUUGGCGUCGGGCUUGCGGGUGACAGCAGCAGGGCUCGCAGUCAGCUUGGCGGAGGAGUUUGGGGCCUGCUCCAAUCCCUCCACCCAGGCUUGCCAGCUUUCUCGCUCCGCGCCGGUCAUGUGUCUCCAGCUGCAGCUGCAACCGCUGCCGCCAGCAGGCUCGCGGCUACUGCUGCGGCCGCUGCCAUGCAAGCGGACGCCGCCACAAAGGCCGCUGCGUCUACCGCCAGCGCGGCAUCUGUUGCUGAUGCUGCCGCUUCCUCCGCUGCUGCAGCAGCUGCUGCCAGCGCUGCCACCACUGGCAGUAGUGGCGCUGGAGUCACUCUUAUGCAGCUCUUCUUGCAGGCCGCCACAGCCGCCACCGAGGCAGCAGCCAGCACCGCAUUAUUCCGCAGCAGUGUCAGCGCACCGGCUUCUUCCCCACAUGAUCGUGCCACUCCAGCUCCUGCGGCCGGGCAAGCGGAUAGCAAAGUCAGUGAUGAUGUAAAGGGCUCCGCAAACGGCCCUGCUGAAGGCCCACCACCCCUCAAGAUGGAUGGCAGCUUCUUGGCAUCGCUCAUAUCCGGUCUCAUGGACGGACGGUCUCUGGACCUGAGCUCGCGCAUGGCACCCGAUGGCUCAAAUGUGGUCUUCAGUAUCCGGCUGCCAGCAGCGGACGAGGAUGGGGGGGAGUCGGGUGUACCCGAGGCGGCAGCUGAUGGCCCCGCCGGAGACGGCCAGGCGAGGUCCAGCAGGAACGGUGUUGGCGAGGCCACGGCUGCUGACGCGGUGGCGCCGGAAUCGGGGCAGCAGCAGGGUGCUGCUGCUUGGGGCAGCAGUAGUAGUGGUAGCGGCGGCGGCAGCAAUAUUCAUGCCGGAAUGCGGCCGUGCACCAUCUCAGCACACGCCGUGCCCGGUGUGCCUGACUGCCGCACAGCUAAUACCGAAUACCCUACAGCUAUUGGCGCAGCAGCAGCAGCGCUCGCUGCGGGCGACGGCGCACCAGCGGCGCAACAGGAGUGGCGCUCCUCCACUUCCAAUGCCCCAGCAGCUUCCCGUAAUAGGCCUGCUGCGCAGCCGCCGCGGCCGCUGCGGCCUCCCCCCGCCCCGCCUGCAAACCGCACCAACUCAACCAGCCUCUCCAUCGAUUUCACGCUCAGCCCCUCACUGGUGUUGCAGCUGGCACCCACGCUGGGCCUGUCUGGCGCGCCCACCCUGGCUCCGAUCAUGCAGCUCACCAGGCAGCCCACGGCGGCCUACAUAUCGCAGUUUACAAGGCAGCCUACCAUCGCACCGACGGUCCAGCCCACAGCCGCAUACGUGGACUCGCCGACAAUCCAGCCCACGACCCAGCAAACGCUGUCGCUGACGUACCGCCCGACGCAAGAGGGCACGCUGUCCCUUUCCGUCAGCCCCUCCUCGCCGCCGCCGCCGCCGCCGGGUUUCCACAACAGCACAUUCACCGCUGCAACCGCUGGCGAUGUGAAUGCCCUGGCCGCAGCGGCAGCGGGCCUCCCUUUCAAGGCGCAUUCGGCAGCAGCAGGCGUUGCGCCUGCUGCUGCUAGUGCUGCUGGUACCGCCGCCACCUCCGCACCCCUCAGUGAUGAUGGGUAUGGUAGUGCUGCAGGUGGAGGCCUGCUGACGCCCGGUGGAGGAUUUGCAGCCGCCGCCAAUGCUGCUGCUCAGGCUCUAGGGCCACAGCAGGCCACUAACCCGUACAUGUACGACGUCAGUCCUUACGCAGCAUACGCAGCAGGUGCCUGGCAGCAAGCCGCGGCAGCUACCGCCGCCGAUUACCCACAAUCGCUCGCCGCCGCCAGCUUGGCGAUUGCGCAGCAGUACGGGGAGAUUGGACCGUACGUGCUCCAGGCAUUUGGGCAGCUGCAACAGCAAAUGUCUGCAGCCGCCGCUGAGGAGCAGCUACUGUUACAGCAGCAACAGCAACAGCAACAGCAACAGCAACAGCCGUGGGGCUAAAAGCGGCUAUCACACAAUAAGAAUGCGUUUGUGAUGUAGAUAGAGUCCGUGACUUGGAAGGUGAUCACCCUGCUCACGCCCCCAAAGGCGUGCCGCCGGCACUGCAACUACUGCAGCUCUAGCAGCUCUAGCUAGCUAGUAGGCUUGCUUCCAUAUGACGCUAUGCUCAACUCCUCCCGUAUGUAUUGUACCGAGCAGCUUACUACGUGUCAUUACUCUACCUCCUCGUCCACUCAUCAAGAUGACACUACUUCACGGUUUGUCGAACUUCAUCAUACGUGCAUAUAGUGCACGGUAUGUAGCAUACGGCAUGCGGUGGCCAACCAUACGGCACCACACCAAGAGCUUGUUUAUUGACGUUGCAUACUCCAGUAGAUAGAUAGUACUGUUGACGGACCUCGUGCAGCACGGCGGCGGGAACGGCGAGCUUCUUCACACCGGUGGCGGUGGCGGGGGUCGUACGAGCAGCCUUGGUGGCCAGAUGUUUGCAGGAGCGGACGCGCACUGCGGCCAGCAGCUAGCACUUACAAUUGAUGUGCGUGAGUGUGUACGGUAUCUGUAUGUGUGACCGCAAAGUGACCGCAAAGUGGUCACAAACCAGUCGCAAAUUAUCCCAAACGUGCCUACACCCGUAUUUUCCCUGAACAGCCCGUUGUACAAGUUCAGUUGUAGAAAUAAAGACACCCUGCGGUGUGACUGAAGGGUGCAUGUUUGGCGUGGCGGCGGCGAUGAGGAGACAGGGUCCGUGAACUUCUC
Molecule: messenger RNA, 3765 nt
Organism: Chlamydomonas reinhardtii
Lineage: Eukaryota; Viridiplantae; Chlorophyta; Chlorophyceae; Chlamydomonadales; Chlamydomonadaceae
Exons: 4
Coding region: 319-3009 (896 amino acids)
Source: RefSeq, a predicted model, not a curated record